Lethenteron reissneri (Far Eastern brook lamprey) is the source of this 1688-nucleotide messenger RNA. Its product is annotated as anoctamin-1-like. NCBI's taxonomy places the organism in Eukaryota, Metazoa, Chordata, Hyperoartia, Petromyzontiformes, Petromyzontidae. Gene Ontology annotation, molecular function: chloride channel activity. Gene Ontology annotation, biological process: chloride transmembrane transport. The record is from RefSeq and is a predicted model, not a curated record. Gene Ontology annotation, cellular component: plasma membrane.
CAUGUCUGUGACCCCUACCCCCCUUCCCCACACACACACGUGUGACACACGCGUGUGCUGUCCGCGUGUGCGUGCAGGACCACCCUCGCCCCGAGUACGAAGCCAAACUCCUCGACAAGAAAAUGCAAAGCGACUUCAACAAGCGACAGGAGCAGGACGAGGAGCUGAAGCUGACGUGGAGAGAUCGACUUCCCAGCUACGCCAUCAACUUCUCCUCUAUCCUCUUCAUGAUCGGGCUGACGUUUGCGAUCGUGUUUGCGCUCAUCGUGUACCGCAUCUCGGUGUCGGCGGCGCUGGCGGUGAGCACGAACGCGUACCAGCGCUCCAACAACCGCGUCAUCGUCACCUCCACCGCCGUCGUCAUCAACCUCAUCAUCAUCCUCAUCCUGGACGAGAUCUACGGCUCCGUGGCGCGCUGGCUCACGCAGAUCGAGGUGCCCAAGACUGACAAGGAGUUUGAGGAGCGAUUGAUCUUCAAAUCGUUUCUGCUCAAGUUCGUCAACUCGUACACCACCAUCUUCUACGUGGCCUUCUUCAAGGGGCGGUUUGUGGGGAGACCAGGAAGCUACGUGUACGUCUUCCCCGGUCAUCGCAUGGAGGAGUGUGCCCCGGGUGGCUGUCUCAUGGAGCUCUGCAUCCAGCUGAGCAUCAUCAUGCUCGGCAAGCAGCUCAUCCAGAACAACCUCUUUGAGAUCGGCAUCCCGAGGAUGAAAAAGCUGCUGCGGAGCUUGCGCAAGAAGGAGGUGCUCCACCUGCACCACCACCACCACGGCGGCGGCGACGGCGGCGGCGGGGACCCCGAGGGGCUCCCCAAGCGCCGCUGGGACCUGGACCACGAGCUCGACCCCUACGCCGGCCUCACCCCGGAGUACAUGGAGAUGAUCAUCCAAUUUGGCUUCGUGACGCUGUUCGUGGCGUCCUUCCCACUGGCGCCGCUCUUCGCGCUGCUCAACAACGUCAUCGAGAUCCGCCUCGACGCCAAGAAGUUCGUCUCCGAGCUGCGGAGGCCCACGGCCGUGCGCGCCAAGGACAUCGGAAUCUGGUUCAACAUCCUGUCCGGCAUCGGGAAACUCAGCGUCAUCACAAACGCGUUUGUGAUCUCGACCACGUCGGACUUCAUCCCGCGGCUCGUCUACCUGUACAUGUACAGCGCGGACGGCUCCAUGCGGGGCUUCGUGGACCACACGCUGUCGCACUUCAACGUCAGCGACUUCGCCGAGGGCACCGGGCCGGCCGGCGACGUGGGCACGGGGAGCGACGCGCAGGUCCUCUCCUGCAGGUACAAGGACUACCGUGACCCGCCGGGCUCGGAGCGAGCGUACGACACAAACAAGCAGUACUGGGCCGUCAUGGCCGCCCGCCUCGCCUUUGUCAUCAUCUUCCAGAACCUCGUCAUGUUCCUGAGCAACGUCCUCGACUGGCUCAUCCCCGACAUCCCCAAGGACAUCGCGGACUGCCUGAAGAAGGAGCGGACGCUCAUCGUCGCCACCUUCCUCAAGGAGGAGCAGGAGAAGAUGCAGCUCCUGGGGAACCUGGGCCAGAACAAGGACGGAGGACGCGAGAGGCGAGGUGGAGGAGGAGGAGGAGGUGGAGGAGGAGGAGGCGGAGGUGGCGACCCGCUCGAAUCGUCCCAGCGGGAACUGGGGGACUCGUCGCGGGAGGGAGUGGAGAGGGCCAGCAACCAGCAG